This is a messenger RNA of Hordeum vulgare subsp. vulgare (domesticated barley), 1321 nucleotides long. RefSeq lists its product as uncharacterized. Bases 679 to 1092 code for a protein of 137 amino acids. The transcript has a single exon. The record is from RefSeq and is a predicted model, not a curated record. Lineage: Eukaryota; Viridiplantae; Streptophyta; Magnoliopsida; Poales; Poaceae.
UUCAUCUCCUCCAAGUUUCAGCUCCAUCCAAGCCAGUAUGUGAGUGCCACAUCAAAAUCCGUGUACUGGACCAAAUUAGUUAGUUACAAAGCAACUAUAUUAAAUCCUGGUCCUCUUCUCCUCAAACUUCAUAGAAUUGUAGUCCUUCCUACCCUAAACCUCCCAGACAUGGUAGUUUGCUCUUAUCUUUUUCUUGUUGAUCUGAGUGAGGUGCCCAAGCUUGCUGCAGGAAACUUCAGGUGAUCACUCCCAUCUAGCCACAAUCCAUUGCUUCGAGCCAUCACCUCUAGGGAGUUAUUUCUUGAAGGGACUUCAAUCCAAACAUGUUUUGGGCACUCAGACGCGUGGCAUCGCCGAGUUCACGCGGUGACCACCGCCCUGGCAUGCCAUGGACGCGAGUUGCGUGUUUGCUAGCUCGGGCCCCUCCUUUGCUCGUCAUUUCCGCACGCCUCGUCGUAUCCAAGAGCUUCCCCGCAUCGUCCUCUUCUCCUUGGAGCUCUCUCCCCCUCCAGAUUUUCCCUGUCGCGCCGCAACAAGCCCCGUUUCUGUUCCGCUCGUGGCUGUCGUUGCCAUCUUCUAUUCCGAGCUCUCCCGAAGCUCCCGCGACCUUCUCCGCUCCUCUAGGGACCCCACAAGCAUCGCCCCUCCCUCCGCGCAUCCCCUAGCUCCAGUAAGACGAUGGGGAUGCCACGACGGUCGAGUUUAUCCGGUGAGAUCCCGUGGCUAUAUAUAGCCCUCUCCGGUCUCGUUUCGGAUGAGAGGGCAGUUCCACCUCUCUUUCCCGCAUGCUCUCCUGGUCGGACCCAUCACCGGAGUAGGCGUGGUCGCGGCUCCCUGCUCGACCGCCGCCUCUGCUUGCAGCCAUGGCGCGGUGCGGUCGUCCCGCUGCUCCUCGGCGCCUGCGGUAGGUCCAUGCGGACGAGGCGCAUCGUCCUUGUCCCACUGGUGGCCUCGCCAUGGCCGGAGGUGGCCGGAGCCGACCAGGCCGUCGACGGCCGAGCGCCCCGCUCCUCCUCUGUUCCCUGUCGCGAGCAGGAAGGAGCGACGCCAGGAGGAGAGAGAGAGAAGGGGGCAGGGCCCGCAUGUAAGUGAGAGAAAGGGGAGUGGAUAAGGCGGGCCCCACCCGUCAUAGAGAAAGAGAGAGUCAACCCCGGGCCCGCGCAGUUUAAGUGGAAACGCCUCGGGAGCGUUUACGCUUUCCCCUAGGGAAAUCAUAUUAUCCCUGAGUGCGCGACCAACUUAGCUGCCAUGGACCCGGAUGUAAAAAACUUUAUUGGAGAAUAGUCCCUAGCACCAAAACCCUCAUAUCUUUUUACCCGUA